AAGCUAGGUUGGAAUUGAAAUUUGCCGCCUGUCUAUUUAACCGGUAACGGGGGAGAGGAAAAGUCGGAUUAUGCCGAAAAUGCAAUGAUUGGCUCGCAUUGUCAGCCAAUCAUGCACGUCUGUCUCUUUUGUAUACGUGAGAAUUUCCUUCUUCGCACUUUUUUUUACUACUCACUGAUUUGACCUACGUGUUUAUCUCGACAGCCUUUCCUCUCCAUAAGAUAUCGUGACAACAUCUGAAUCCGACUGAUGAGUCUUCACGUCGCCGUUCUGAGCUUUAAAAAACGCGAUCGCUGCAGGAAGUGAGUAAGAUCGCGAAUAAGACUUGUUUUCUCUCUCUCUUUUUCUUUCUCUCUCUCUCUGUCUCGUAUCUUAUCGUACAUUCUUUGCGAGAUUUUCUUAAUUUGCUCUGAACCCUGCCAUUGUGUCGACGUGAAUCAAGGGAAUGCUCAAGUAAAUGGAUUUGCGCAAAGAUACGAUUAAUGAUUUAUAAUUGAUAUCAAUUGUAUUGCACGAUCGCACAACCGGAAAACGAACAGUAACGAAUUAGAGAACUUGGUAAAAGAUGGAGAGGGGAAGGGAAGAAAAAUGAAGGCUCAAGGGUAAAGUGUGUAUUGUGUUUGAAAAGUCAAAUGACCGUUGUUUUAAUAAGAAAGGAUCCGAGACUCAUUUCGCCGAGAUUGCAGCUAGACACAUCUCAAAAUCUUUAGCGGUUUAUUGAAUUGAAGUAUAUGGUGGUAUCAACUAGAAGAAUGUCGAAACGAACGUUGGAGCCAGUAGAUCAAUGGUUGGCUAAAGAAGGUUACUUCAGAAAGCCUACUCCUAGAGAUCCCACUUGUUUAUUCAGAGCAAUCAGUGAACAGGUGUAUCAUACUCAGCAUUAUCAUUUACGAGUGAGAAAAGAAUGUACGGAUUUUAUGAUAAAAAGAAAGCAUUUGUUUAUGAAUACUAUGACAUCAUUUGAUUAUUAUCUGAAAGAAAUGCAGUGCUUCACAGAGUGGGGAGGUCCAAACGAGAUUCGUGCUAUGUCCUUGCUUUAUAAAAGAGACAUCAUCAUAUUUGUCAGCGAGAAGCAGAUAUGUGAAAAUGUUACUAAUAAUGGUUUCAAAAAAGGUGUCAUAUUACUAUGUCAUACAGAACCAAAGCAAUAUGAGCCUGUUUAUCCAAUGGCUUUUGUCCAAUCAGCCGCUUAUUGUCAAUCUAUUGUUUAUGAGGUUGUAUAUAGGUAUUUGUAUCAAAUGCCUAAUAUAAAGACUGUUGCGGAUAAAAUGUUAAAUAAUCGAAAUACUGCAUUUAGACAUGAUAGAUUUUUUCAGAAGGGAAAUCUUGAUAUUAGAGAACAAUUGAUUGAAGAUUUAUACAAAAAAGUCAAGAAUGAACAUAGUGAUACGGAUGAAGUGCAAUCUGACUGGAAGGGAAUACCACCUAUUCCUUAUAAAGUUGCAAAAGCAUUAGCUCCUGAUUAUUAUCGCAACAUAGAAUUAGACAUAUGGCAUGAAUUGAAACGAGAGGUAAAAUCUGCAGGAUGGAACAGGUACAACAGUAAUGAGCUUCAAGUUGGUGGCAAAUGUUUGAUAGAAAUCAGUAUAAAUGAUUUAGAACAAUGUGACAGAAAUAAUAACAAAAGUUUACGUUCUAAUCCAUCAGAUCAUGGUGGUGAGAACAAUAAGAUUGAGCAGCAAAAAUUGAAGCAGGGGCCCCUUUGGCUCCAUGGUUAUAUACAGGAAAUGCAUACAAAUAGAGAGCCAGUCCUAGUCUUUAUCAAAGAUCUUGGAGAAAAAAAAUUUGUUCCAUAUGAUGCUCUGAAACCAUUACCUGUAGUAAGGAAAAAUAAACAGAAAAAUUGGGUAGCAGUCAAUAGAACUCAUUCAGUUAAUUCAGAUUCCAGUCGACGGUGGAAUAAAUCAUAUAACUCAUUCUCGCGAAAGAAAAAAGGCACCUUAAGUAUGGUACAUGGUACAACAAGUAAUCCAAAUAAAAAUAUAAUAAUAAAGGAUGAUAAUAAUAAUAAUAAUAAUGAUAGUGAUAAUAUUAACAAUAUUAAUCAAACUAAAAUUGAUGAGCGAAACGAUGAACUUUCUACAAUAGAUCAAUGCCAAACAGAGAAUCAGUCUUUAGGAGAUCGUGCGACAAAUGAAGAAACUAACAGUUUGCCUGUCAUGGUUGCACUAAACAAUUCACAAUCCACAGCAUCGAACAGUGUAGCACAAAAAGGAGAAGAGCAUAAAAAAGUGGUAUAUAGAAAGAUGAACAAUACUGCAAGAAACAAAACUGAAAAAUAUAAUCCUCGUAAUGGUUUUCAGAAUUCAUGCACAAAAUUGAAAAUGUCAGAUGAGAAUUAUUGUUCACCUUGCAAUGCUAACCAACAAAUCAACAUGAACGGCAAUCCGAACGUAUCUUAUGUUGUCUCGGAUAAUGCAUAUCCUGUUUAUCCAUACAUGUCGGGAAAUUUCGGAGAGCACAAUCAAAUGGAUCAUUCAUUCGCAUCUAAUUUCUUUUGUAAUUUGCACCUGCUACAUUUGGAGGAUUCUUUUCGUACCUUAAGUCCAACUUAUUACGGACCUAUGAUGUAUGGGCCGGGUCAUCAUGGCAUGCAACCUCUAGGAGCACCAUCAGGAAAUGCUCAUGUUCCAAGUAUGCCAGAAGAAAUGGAGCAUCUUGCAAACGGGAUGCAGAAUUGUUCGUUAACAUAUAGCGAAGGACCAGCCGCUAAUGAUGAUAUUUCCAAUACUUCGCAUCGGAGUAUAAGUGGUGCACAAAACGCAAGACAACCAAAGCAAGAAUUGAAAAGUUUGAAUGGAAAAGAUCCUUUGUAUCAAGUUGGACAGAAAGGAAAACAGAGUGGAACUGCUAAAGGCACAGGCAACAAGGCGCGAAAUCGUCAGCAGAAUCGCGGAUCGAUGUAUUCGACGCAGCACUCGGGUCAGCAAUACGGAACGUCGAUGAUGAACACGGCAUAUGAUACAUGUAGAAACGACGCGCACGUAGUACAGCAUGGCCGAUCUUGGGAUCCAUUGUUGCAGCAUCUAGCGCCCAAUGGACCGAAUGCUUACGCAUCGCCGCAAUACGUGCCGCCACCGGGCGUAUUCCCCUCACCAAUACCAUAUCAAGAAAUGCCAUCGCACUACACGACGAAUGACGGUAUCUUAGGAAAUCCUUCUCCAUAUUAUCCAGCGGGAAACGGUAGCUAUGUACCGAUGCCACCAUAUUUACCGCCUCAACAUAUCGAUGUGACUGAGAAUGCGACUAUGCCGUCAUAUCCGCAACAUGUUUACUCGCCAAGCGAAAAUCCAUACUCAUCGAAUCAACAACCAACGGCGAGUCAGCCAAUGUUAUACUCACAGCCUGUGAUGUAUCCACAGCCAAUGCAGUAUCACGCUUUGUUGCCGCCGCAUGUGCAAGAACAAUGGAAUCCAAUGUUGGGACCGCAGCCUUAUAUCCAAUGCGCAGCUCCGAAUCCGCCACAAGUCACACAGAUAGUCGAGCCGUCCUCUAAUGGACAAUGUACCACUUCGAAAGGUUCACUUUAAAUCAUUUGUGAUAUAUAUGUAUGUAUAUAUAUCUACCUGAAGUCUGAAAAUGUAAGAUCCAAUUUUACUGCAGUAACAAAUGAAAGUAUCAUUUAGCGAAUAAUUACAGAGCUUAUUCACUAAAGGAGAGAUUUUUUAUAAAGACUGAAGUUAUAACUAUAAGGCACCAAAUUUACUGCAGUAAAAUUAAGAAUAUAACAGUAGAUUAAAAUUAACUAUUGUAUAGCAGUAAUUUUGGAGUAUUUAUAGUCAGAUUAAUUAUUCUAAAAAGUAAGAAGAAAAUUAUGAAAUAAAAUUAAUUAUUUGCGAUUCGUCAUUCUAAUUCAUCAUUAGAAGCCAACGGGAUCGUUCACUAUGAUUUUCUGCAGUUACCUGCUUCAUGUACAAAAUUCGGUCUGAUAUACAAAUCAUAUAUAAGAUACGAAGAUUGUUCUCUUUAUAGAUUAUGUACAUGGCCGAAAGAUCGCCUAAUAGAUUUCCUAUAAGAGAAAUAUUAGUUUAUGAUUAAUAAUUUAACGUAUUAGAAGACAAAAAUAACUAAAUAACUAAAAAAUGUGAACAUCAAUUGAGACAUCUUAUUUAGACUUAUAAUUUAAAAAAAUACAAAAAAAUUUGCACAGACGUAAUAUUAUUCUUAAUACAUAUAUUUAACGAGAUAAUAUAUUUAACGAGAGUUUGUUUAUAGAAGAAAUCCAUAAUAAUAUAGCAAAUCUGCCAACUUACAAUGAUAAAAAAUUCU
Messenger RNA from Camponotus floridanus (Florida carpenter ant), 4269 nucleotides. RefSeq names its product OTU domain-containing protein 4. The transcript has 14 exons. Bases 732 to 3530 code for a protein of 932 amino acids. Gene Ontology annotation, molecular function: cysteine-type deubiquitinase activity. NCBI's taxonomy places the organism in Eukaryota, Metazoa, Arthropoda, Insecta, Hymenoptera, Formicidae. Gene Ontology annotation, biological process: protein deubiquitination. The record is from RefSeq and is a predicted model, not a curated record.